AUGCCUGAGGAGGUUUUGUGGAUCGAUAACGGAAUUGUUCUGUUUGAUUCUGUACCGAGUCGACUGAAUUUGGCAUCCCUGAUUGUGAAGUGCUCGGUUCACUCUCAUUAUGGUGCUCCUCACCUGUGGUCUGUGGUUGGCUCUGCUAUCACUUUCCACUUUGUCGUAAUCGUGGAUGAAACAUGUCAAGUAAACGACCAACGUGGAUCCCAAACUGCCAAAUCCAAACUAUUUUCUGCAGACGCGGGAGGGAAACGGCUCAUGAGGAGGGUAAAGAAAGUGCAUGUAGCCUGGUUGUUAGCUGUUUGUUUCGUCGUCUACUUAUUUUUCGCUGUUCUGCGUAUUCACCAACGCACAACUGAUAGGACUGCCUCUUCUUUAAUUUGGAGAUUGAGAUUGAAUGAAUGGAAAAUUAACAAACCCGCUGAAGAAAGAUCUUUACCAGAAAGCGUCCAUAAAAAAUGGUCACGCACGAUGGGAACUACCGAAGCAAAUAGGUCGCUAUUGAAGGAUACGUCAGAAUUCUUAUUUCAAAUAAGUUCAAAGAACAUUUCUUUCUACGGUGAAGAAGUUCUCAAUCUAGCAAAUAUUACUCUGGCUGAGAGGAUGAAGUGCACCAUCGACAAGAAAGCACGAAAGCGACUAAUCCUUCUGUGGGAGCUUGGUAUACGAGGGAGCCUAAGCGGCUGCCCCGAUUGGAAGUGUGAACUUACAACAGAUCGGGAGAAAAUCCACAUUGCUGACGCUAUUUUGCUCCACGCCCCACUUCCAAUUUAUCGCCAUCCGGAUCAGUACCUCGUUUUCUACAGUCAGGAGUCACCACAAACACAGAUGUUUUUUGACGACUACUCCAAUGACAUGUUCAACAUGUCCCUUGGUUUUCGUCAUGACUCUCCUGUAACGUCUCCAUAUGGUUAUGCUGUAAAGCUAGCGGAAAGGUCGAAAGCGCAAACUAUCGAUGAGGUGAUUUGA
Molecule: messenger RNA, 972 nt
Organism: Necator americanus (New World hookworm)
Lineage: Eukaryota; Metazoa; Nematoda; Chromadorea; Rhabditida; Ancylostomatidae
Exons: 7
Coding region: 1-972 (323 amino acids)
Cellular component (GO): membrane
Molecular function (GO): alpha-(1->3)-fucosyltransferase activity
Source: RefSeq, a predicted model, not a curated record